AUAUAGAUAGAUCUUAGUGAGCAGGCGAGAUGUUGGUGUAAUGUAAAAAAAAAAAAAGGUAGCCGCGAUUGAUUUGCGCCAGCGUCGUUUCUGGAGGUGGAAAUGGUGGUCAUAAGUGAUUUCCGGGGAUAAGUGAAACAUCCAGAAGCGGUCCUCAUCAUGGUGUCGUGGAUUAUUUCCAGGAUGGUGGUCCUGGCCUUUGGGACCCUUUACCCAGCCUACUCCUCCUAUAAGGCAGUCAAGACGAAAAACGUCAAGGAGUAUGUCAAAUGGAUGAUGUACUGGAUAGUGUUUGCGCUCUUUACCACGGCGGAGACGAUCACGGAUAUGCUCCUGUCCUGGUUUCCUUUUUAUUUCGAGCUGAAGAUCGCUUUUGUCAUCUGGCUGCUGUCACCAUACACGAAGGGCUCCAGCGUCCUGUACCGGAAGUUUGUGCACCCUACACUGUCCAACAAAGAAAAGGAGAUUGAUGAGUAUAUCGCCCAGGCAAAGGACCGCAGCUAUGAGACGAUGAUGCGCUUUGGGAAGAGGGGGUUGAAUAUUGCAGCCACAGCAGCAGUGACUGCAGCCGCCAAGGGUCAGGGUGUGUUGUCGGAGAAGCUGCGCAGUUUCAGUCUGCAGGAUCUGACGCUCAUUCAGAACGAGGAAGAGCUGCUGGAUGAUGACACACACACUGCUGCUACACUGCCCCGCGCUAAAACACGUACAGUGCGGGCCACAGUCAUACCGGCAGACAGCGAAUCACAGCUCGGUUCCCGGUCUGACACCGACCAAUCAGAUAGCAGGGUGGAGCACUCUGAUGAGGACAUCGCUGAUAAAGUGCCCAAGCGAACGGCCAGCAUGAGAGCAGCGAAGAAACUGACCCCUGCUAAGACAGAGACAGUUAAAGUAGUGAAGAAGCAGCCAAAGAAGAAGAGCACCACCAGCAAUAAUGCAGAGACGCCACCUUGAGAUCCCAGCCAAGGCCACACAUACACUCGCACACACUAAUACGUUUGGAGAUAGACACACACACUGUCUCACUCACACUCAGCAAGGUCGUUGUUGCUUAUUAUAGAUAGUUUUUCAGCUUCUGUAUUUGUGUGUGUGUGUGUGUGCGCGCGUGUGUGUGCAGAAUACCCAUAACGUCCUCUGUAGGCCUAACUCUUACUGAUGUCCCUCUAAGUAUCCGUACACAUUUCAUCCACUUCCUCACAGCUCCGCUAUGUUUUAGGACAUCAAGUCUUCCCGUCACUGUUCCUUUUUUAAGCAUGUAGGACAUACCGCACGGGACUUGCAGCUUGCAGACGGGAAAAAAACCCAUAGUGUGAAAGAUGGAAGGAUGGACUCUCAGCCUAUUGGCUUAGCUUUCAGAGUUGAGUAUGUGGUGGAUUUCAGGGCUGCAUGCACAGCUCUGUCUUCACUCCACACCACAGGAUAUUAAUCACCAUCGGCUCUGAAAGAUUUAUGCUUGGGGAGAGGUUCCUUUUCUCCAAAAACAUUCUUGCUGUUAAUGAGGGCUUUAUUGGAACUGCUGCUGGAAACAGUCAGGCUUCACUUCAUGUCUGUCUUCUGACUGAAAAACAAAAGCCACCUCAUUGGGUUUAUAUUUCCAUUAUAAUAAGUAGAAUGAUUAAGGCUUAUAAUAGACAUGCAGAAUAGGCACAGCAAUAUGUCACGAUGACAGAGCACAUCCCAAUCCCAUGUUUUCUGUUUUGGAUACGAUGCCACUAUUAAUUGGCAUCUGAGCCUGAACUCAUCAUAAAGGUCCUCACGUCCUAUUCCAGUCUCUCCAAGCUUUUGUUGCAGGGUUAUCCAUGUAUUGAUCCCCAGAUUCAGGCCUGUAUCAGAACUUAUACCAGUGCUCGGUAUGUUGAGCUCCGCUCAGAUCGUUGCGUCCCUAAUGACUGUACUUGAGGUUUUCACGUCUCAUGAUCUCAGUGUCUCAGUCUUUAGUUUUGCUGAGGUUAAGAUUGGAACAAAUGCAUCACGAGCAAAACAGCUGUAUGACCAUAUAAAACAUAUAAGUGUAAUAUUAGUACGACGGACAUAAAUGGAGAUACGGAUAGAGGAUACGAAGACAUAAAGAUGCAUAGGGACACUCAGACAGAGAGACAGACCCCGACAGACCGAGAUGGAGACAUACAGAGACAUACUGAGCGAUAUACUGACACACACAGACAGACGGAGGCACACACACUGACAGAGAAACACAAGGGACAGGGACAGACAGGGACAG
This is a messenger RNA of Ictalurus furcatus (blue catfish), 2218 nucleotides long. It is a transcript of the gene reep2, whose product is annotated as receptor accessory protein 2. The transcript has 8 exons. Lineage: Eukaryota; Metazoa; Chordata; Actinopteri; Siluriformes; Ictaluridae. Bases 160 to 951 code for a protein of 263 amino acids. The record is from RefSeq and is a predicted model, not a curated record. Gene Ontology annotation, cellular component: endoplasmic reticulum membrane; endoplasmic reticulum tubular network; cytoplasmic microtubule. Gene Ontology annotation, molecular function: taste receptor binding; microtubule binding. Gene Ontology annotation, biological process: endoplasmic reticulum tubular network organization.